This is a messenger RNA of Cynocephalus volans (Philippine flying lemur), 3562 nucleotides long. It is a transcript of the gene APTX, whose product is annotated as aprataxin. Gene Ontology annotation, biological process: single strand break repair. The record is from RefSeq and is a predicted model, not a curated record. The transcript has 10 exons. Gene Ontology annotation, cellular component: nucleus. Lineage: Eukaryota; Metazoa; Chordata; Mammalia; Dermoptera; Cynocephalidae. The coding region runs from base 317 to 1429 and encodes 370 amino acids. Gene Ontology annotation, molecular function: double-stranded RNA binding; DNA 5'-adenosine monophosphate hydrolase activity; mismatched DNA binding.
AGCGAGGAGGCGCCGAUGAAGCAACGUGGACGUGUCGGUGUCUGUUAAGUCGAGUCCCUGGGGCCCCUGAGUCUUGAGUUUCCACCGCUGCCGCUGCCUUCAGACCGCCAUCUUGCCGCUGGAAGUCAAUAAAGUCCAGCAAGCUCUUUUACAAGUGAUUUUGUUACUGUUACAGUCCACCAGUGAAAAACCAGAUACCGUAUUUCAAGAGUUCUGGAAUCUGGGAAGUCCAAGAUCAAGGAUCCAAGAUCAAGCAGAUACGGUGUCUGAUGACUGGUAAGGGGAUCUUUACCCUUGGCUUGGUGUUGUCAGCACCAUGCUCUCCCAAGUGAGCCACGGGCCGGCCCUCAUACUCGUAUUCUUUAAUACCCAGCUUGACCCCUGGAUCUUCCACAGAGUGAUGAUGCGGGUCUGCUGGUUGGUGAGGCAGGACAGCCAGCACCAGCGAAUCAAACUUCCACACUUGGAAGCGGUUGUGAUUGGGCGUGGUCCGGAGACCAAGAUCACUGAUAAAAAAUGUUCUCGACAGCAAGUACAGUUGAAAGCAGAAUGUAACAAGGGAUAUGUCAAGGUAAAGCAGGUAGGGGUCAAUCCCACCAGCAUUGACUCAAUCAUAAUUGGGAAGGACCAAGAGGUGAAGCUGCAGCCUGGCCAGGUUCUCCACAUGGUGAAUGAACUUUAUCCAUAUAUUGUAGAGUUUGAGGAAGAGGCAAAGAGCCCUGGCCUGGAAACACACAGAAAGAGAAAGAGGUCAGGCAACAGUGAUUCUGUAGAAAGGGAUGCUGCCCAGGAAGCUGAGUCUGGGGCAGGGCUGGAACCUGGGAGCAGCCCUGGCCAGUGCUCUUUGCCCCCAAAGAAGGAGAAAGAUGCAUCUACCAAAAAGGAAUCACUGGGUCACUGGAGUCAAGGCUUGAAGAUUUCUAUGCAGGAUCCCAAAAUGCAGGUUUACAAAGAUGAGCAGGUGGUGGUGAUUAAGGAUAAAUACCCUAAGGCCCGUCACCACUGGCUGGUCUUACCUUGGGCCUCCAUUUCCAGUCUGAAGGCUCUGACCAGGGACCACCUUGAACUCCUCAAACAUAUGCACUCUGUGGGGGAAAGGGUGAUUGCAGAUUUUGCUGGGUCCAGCAAACUCUGCUUCCGGUUGGGCUACCAUGCCGUUCCCAGCAUGAGCCAUGUACACCUUCAUGUGAUCAGCCAGGAUUUUGAUUCUCCUUGCCUUAAAAACAAAAAGCAUUGGAAUUCUUUCAAUACAGAAUACUUCCUAGAAUCACAAGCUGUGAUCAAGAUGGUAAAGGAGGCUGGCAGAGUGACUGUCCAAGAUGGGAUGUCUGAACUCUUGAAGCUACCACUUCGUUGUCAUGAGUGCCAGCAGCUGCUGCCUUCCAUUCCUCAGUUGAAAGACCACCUCAGGAAGCACUGGACAAAGUGAUUUUACAGAGCUGGAACUUCCAGCAAGUGUGGCCGAUUCUCUGCUGGCACCUGUCUGGGUUGCUUGCAAACUUCUACUCAUGUGUGUAAAUACUUAUCUAAUGCAGGAUAUAGAAGCAGAGGGCCGGUUAUAUACCUCUGUUCUUCACAUUUAUCCCCCCUCCCCAGAGGCAUGUGGCACUUUUUCAUCAGAGCAGCCAGAGUGGUCUCUUGUUUAGUGGUCUCUUGUUUAUCCUCAAGGCACUGGUAGGUCUUAUUCUAUGAUCUUAAUCUAUUCUGUAAUAUUCUUCUUCCCUCCUUCAUGGGGAGCCUUACUUUCUCCUGUCUCUUCCACUCCCUUCUAUCCAAGAUCACCUCAAUACUGCCUUCUCAGAAAGUCUGUCUCAUUUGUUCUUCCUUGUGAGCAAAGAGGCUAGAUGAGGGGGUGGAGGGUGGGGUUUUCUUCUAAUAUCAGGGGUUCCUGGCUGGUGAGUAAACACUUUGCCCAUGUUCAUCACAGUUCAGCUGUCAGGUCUUCUUGUUGGCCUGCUUGGAUCUGUUGCCUGAAAAUAAAGUUCAUUUGUUUGAGGCAUCUCUCCUAAGUGAUUAAAAACUAUCAGAAGUUCAGCUGACAGUCAGUUCUAAUGCAAGAAAAAGUAGUUGGUGAAUGAAAAAGUUUCAUAGAACAACAGUUUUAUUUCUCCCUGAGAACAAAUUUGGAUGGAACUGUUCUAUCAAGUUGGUUUUUGGGUAAUAUCGGAACCAAAGCUAAAAAAUUGUUUUUGAUCAAAUCGUUGAUAUAUUUGGGGAUAUGACCUUUCACUCGAGUUGUAAAAAAAGAACACUCUUUUAACAAAAGCUUCUCUUUGGUGAAAGAAAACCUCAAUCCUCAGAGACCGUAUUUGACUUCAGUCUAUUUCACAAGUAAACAAGAUGCCAUAGUGGUUGCUUGGUGAGCUUGGGUAUAGUAAUAAUUAGUAGUAAUUAAUGAUUAUAGCAGCUAACAAUUGUUCAACUCCUAUGUGUCCAGGAUUAUGCUAAGCAAAUUAUCUCAUUUAAUUCUCACCAUAGGAACUCUGUGAGGUAGGUACUAUUGUUGUGCCCCUUUAAAGGAUGAGGAUCUAAUAUUCUUUUUUAAAAUAAUUGGUUAUGAAUAUUCAUGAGAUACAAAGCUGAUUGUCACCCCUCGUGCCCAAGAUGCGAAGGCCAGAUCCAUAUUGGCAGCAUGCACCUUACCACAAAUUGUGUUUGUACUCCAUGUCCCUCACCCAAUUAUCCCCCACCUCCCCCACUACCCCAACUCCGCUUUGUAUCCCAAGGUAUGUUCUCUUCUUUUGCAAGCCCAACGCAUCACUGUGGACUUUCUUUCCUUCUUUCUUUCUCUCUUAGCUCCCAUUAUGAGUGAGUACAUGUGGUGUUUAUCCCUCUGUGCUUUGCUUAUUUCACUCAACAUAAGUUUCUCCAGCCUCAUCCAUUUUGUUGGAGGAUCUAAUAUUCUAUAAAAGGUCCUGGGCUACAAAGUCAGUGUUGGUUCUGAGGCAUCAAACUCAUUAUUUUCCCUGUCAGCUGAACAGCAUAAAUGUGGGAAUAACUAGCAGGGGCCAUAGAACCCAGGGACCUUGGGCCUGUGCUGAUCAAAAGCUUUUCAUGUUGUUUCAUUGAUUUCCUCAAGGCCAGCAAGUUCCUUUAAAGGCCCCUUUUUAAAGGCCCCCUGUUAUUACCCAACCUUUCAUCUCUGUCCUCUGUUCCUUCUGUACUCCAGGAAUGUAAUCCUUACCUCAUUAGCCCACCUGUCCGUUCCUUCUGUCUGGCUUGACCUUGGACCCUUGAGCCCGCCUGAUCAUCUGUUUCCUCUCCUGUAGUGGUCGCCUGCUGACCCAGUUGCCUGUUGGGUUCUUCUUAACCCAGCUGUAGUGGCGAUGUGGCUCCAUAACCUCCCAUUUGCUGUCAUCAGGUACCAGGCAUUGAAACUCUUCAGAAUCAUGGGCAUAUAAGAACAGGCUCUGGAUUCAGAGCUGGGUCCCAGUCCCACGUUACUCAGAGCUGAGGGUUCUUGAGUAAGUCACUUAUUUUCUCUGACCUUCAUAUUCACAUGUGUAAAUUGGCAUAACAGGGUUGAGUUAUAAGGAUAAAAUAAAAUAAUCCAUGUAAAGGG